Molecule: messenger RNA, 1476 nt
Organism: Penicillium cinerascens
Lineage: Eukaryota; Fungi; Ascomycota; Eurotiomycetes; Eurotiales; Aspergillaceae
Product: putative MFS transporter
Exons: 3
Coding region: 1-1476 (491 amino acids)
Biological process (GO): transmembrane transport
Cellular component (GO): membrane
Molecular function (GO): transmembrane transporter activity
Source: RefSeq, a predicted model, not a curated record
AUGGGGGAGCACGAAGCUAAGGAAGACGUGGGUCCGACUCGGGCCAUUGAGCCCGUGUUUGAGACCAGCUCGGCGCCGACGGCCGAAGAGGAGAAGCAGGAGCGCAUGCUGAUUUGGAAAAUCGACGUACACAUUCUGCCUUUCGUGGUCUUGUUGUAUUUGUUCAGUUUUCUGGAUCGAGUAAACAUUGGCAAUGCUCGCCUAUACGGCCUCGAAGAGGACCUGGGCCUGGUCGGUGACCAGUACCAAAUCGCGGUAUCGAUUCUCUUCGUUACAUAUUGUUUCUUCGAGGUGCCCUCGAACUUGGUCAUCAAGAAACUCAGACCGUCGCGAUACAUUGCAGCUAUCUCAGUAAUAUGGGGCAUCAUUGCAACCCUCACGGGUAUCACCCAGAGCUACGGCGGCCUCAUUGCAUGCCGAAUCUUGCUCGGGGUUGUAGAAGCAGGACUCUUUCCGGGGUUCAUGACCUACCUCACUCUCUUCUACAGCAAACGCGAGAUUGCCCUGCGAACAGGAUACCUAUUCAGCAGCGCCGCGAUUGCAGGGGCCUUCGGUGGACUCCUCGCCUACGCAAUCGGCUUCAUGGACGGAAUCAGCGGGCUGCGGGGCUGGCGCUGGAUCAUGAUUCUCGAAGGAAUCCCGACCGUCGUCGUCGGCAUAGCCACCUGGUUCUUUCUCGCCGAUGACCCAAACACAGCCUACUACCUAAACAAGGAAGAACGGGCGCUCGUCACGCGUCGUCGCGCUCGCUACGUGGGCCAGACGGAGUCGGCUCAGAAGUUCCACUGGGCGGAUGUGAAAGAAGGGGCGUUGGAUUGGAAGAUCUAUGCCUUUUGCAUCGGGCAGUUCGGUGUCGAUACUAUGCUGUACGGGUACAGCACCUUUCUUCCGACGAUCAUCGAGGGAAUGGGGAAUUGGUCAACGCCGCAGGUUCAGGCUCUCACGAUUCCAUGCUAUGCACUGGGUGCAAUCGUAUACCUGACCGUAGCCUGGCUGAGUGAUCGGACCCAGCACCGCGCAUUCUUUGUCUGCGUUUUCAGCGCCAUUUCGGUCAUCGGGUAUGGCAUCUUGAUUGCAGAUGUCCCAUCGGGGGUUCAUUAUUUCGGUGCUCUCCUCGUUGCACUGGGUUUGUAUGUUACCGUCGGGCUACCGCUAGCCUGGCUCCCGACCAAUCUACCCCGAUAUGGCAAGCGAACAUUUGCCACGGGGUUGCAGCUUACCAUUGGCAAUGUCAGCGGUGUCAUGUCUCCGUUUUUAUAUACAAACUCCGAGGCACCGCGGUAUGUUAGAGGUAACGCAGUUACUCUGGGUUUGGUCGGCUUUGCUGGUGCUCUGUACGGUGUGAUGUGGCUUGCUCUUCGUAUGAUCAACAAGCGACGAGCGAGGGGUCUUGAAGAUGAGAAAAUCGCGUCCCUUUCGGAGGAAGAGAUCCAAGAAAUGGGUGACCGGAAUCCGAGGUUUGUCUACAGCACUUGA